AUGAUCCUGCCUGAAGACACAAAGGCACCACUAUCAGACGACGAGUAUGACGAACUGGACUCUGCCGACUUUGGCAUCGACGAAGAUGUUGGCGUCCCGUUUGUGCCGCACCCAUCAAUAGGCUAUGGCCACCCACUCACGGCCUCCAACUUGGCAGGCAACAACCAGCUCGAGGCCCAGCCGUUCCUUGGCGCCGGUGGCGACGUCGAACUUGCCAUUUAUCCUCCACCAUACACCCCACGAGCCGGCAGCUCCACUUCUCUCCCUCCUCCCAAAUCAGCACGGCGCAACUUGCGAGACCGCCUGCGCGAUGCGCCGCGGUUGGCUAUUGGCUUUGCCGUCUUGUUCUUUCUCUACAUUGUCGCACAUCCUGGACGGCGACACUGGCGGCACCCGCCUCCUGGGAUGGGUAGCUUCCCUGGCGGUGGUGGUGCCGGUGGGUUUGGCGGCGACCAGGGAAAUGGAGGACGGCCACGACCUGGCCAUCCUGGCGACGACGACUACAGCCAGUUUGGCGGCCAGGCGGUCGAGUGCGCCGUCUUCACCGACAGCCAGGUGGGAGCGAACCGUGCUGCCGAGGCCGUCUUUGCCUUGCCCCUGGCUGCCGACCAGCUCUUCUUCUCUUUACGCGGUCCGGCCGAUGUCGGCAUCAUCGAGGUCGAUGCGUACGACUAUGUCGAUUCCAGCUCGGUCCCCGACAGCGCGAUCACGUUUGGCGACGAGGCGGUGGCCGACGCCAGGCGCGGACCACCGGUCAUUGUCACUGUGCGCGGCGAGUUUUCGGCUCCUGAGACUGGUGCUGCGGACACGGGCAACUCGCCUGGGUGGGCAAUGCUCUCUGCGUCCAAGGUAUGCUUGAUGCUCCAGAACGGUUCUAUGCCUCUGCAUUCGCCGCAUCAGCCUCCGCCUGCUGCUGCACGCCACGGACAUGGCGAGGGUCCCGAUGGCGGCCAUCGCAACGGUCCCCGCUUCGGUGUCGCUGUUAGGAGCAAGGAAGUGGCAGAUGUGCCCAGCUCAAGCCUCACUUUCCGCAUUCACGUUUCCCUCCCGCGGUCCAAGGAUGGCAAGGUCGACACGGAGGAGGUCGCCAAGAGCCUCAACGCCGACGCUCGUCGGUCAAGGAGGCAUUCUCAGACUCAAAAGCCCGGUCGCGAGGCGGGCUUCAUCGACACCCUCCUGGGCGCCUUUGGUUCCCACGCGCCUUCUUCAUUGCCUGUCGACCUCGUGCCCCCCAUUACCAUUCGGAGCGAGGAGGGAAACGUUCAUGUCGGCGACCUCUCGGGCGUCAACAUGGCUGGGUUCGAGGUUAGGGCCGUUGUUGGCGACGUCGUCGUCGAGCACGUCCGCGCCGAGGUCGUCAACAUCAAGACGCUGGGCAACAUCCGCGCCAACGUUUCCGUCUCGCACAGUGUCGAGCUCGUCACGCCGGCUGGUGCCAUAGACCUGGACCUGUCCCUCGCCAAGUCACCUGCCCAUCGCUUCUUCCUUUGGGAGAGCGAGCAGAGUCCCGACCGCCCUCACACACAACGUCCUUCGAACAACAGGCACAACUCUUCCGACCCCGAGUGCGCCCUCCAGCCCAUCACCGCCAACGUCAACGGCAACAAUGACCGCACCAUCGUGCGCCACGGCACAUGGGAGGUCCCCUGUCGCCAGCUGAGCCAGCGUGUGCACUCGAUGGUCGGCGACAUUGAAAUCUACGCCCACCCGAACUUUGAAGGUGACGUCCGCUUCUCGACCUCGAAGGGUGAGAUCGAGGUGGACGUCACCGACGAGACUGCGGACCCGACGGGCGCAGGUCGCCGUCGCGUCCUGGACCUCAAUCGCGCAGAGCACAACGGCGCAAAGGAGUACCGGGGCACCAUUGAGUGGGCCGACGUUCAGGGCCGCGAGCGCGAUGUCGAGCGCCACACCGACGACUACGAGUACGACGCCGACGAGCACCUCGACCGCGUAGACUAUGACGACGAGUUUGCCGAGGGCGACCGCCGCGAGUCCAACAAGCGUCCACACCCCGCCUUCCCCGGCGACGACCAUGGCAACACGGACCCCGAGGGCCGUCGUCCGCCGCCGCCGCCUUGGAUGAACCAGGGCCCCGGCCUGACGAUCGAGACGAGCGUCGGUGACGUCAAGGUCGUGUUCUAG
This is a messenger RNA of Apiotrichum porosum, 2145 nucleotides long. RefSeq lists its product as uncharacterized. The record is from RefSeq and is a predicted model, not a curated record. Lineage: Eukaryota; Fungi; Basidiomycota; Tremellomycetes; Trichosporonales; Trichosporonaceae. Bases 1 to 2145 code for a protein of 714 amino acids. The transcript has a single exon.